Messenger RNA from Cinclus cinclus, 2358 nucleotides. It is a transcript of the gene SGPL1, whose product is annotated as sphingosine-1-phosphate lyase 1. Gene Ontology annotation, molecular function: sphinganine-1-phosphate aldolase activity; pyridoxal phosphate binding. Gene Ontology annotation, cellular component: endoplasmic reticulum. The record is from RefSeq and is a predicted model, not a curated record. NCBI's taxonomy places the organism in Eukaryota, Metazoa, Chordata, Aves, Passeriformes, Cinclidae. Gene Ontology annotation, biological process: carboxylic acid metabolic process; sphingolipid catabolic process. The coding region runs from base 1 to 2358 and encodes 785 amino acids. The transcript is spliced from 18 exons.
AUGGUGAGCAGGGAGUGCGAGGCCGCUGUGGGGCGGACAGGGAGGUGUGAGGCCUGUGAGGCCCGGUGCGGGCCGGGGGUCCCGGGCGGGCCUGAGGGGAUGCCCGGCCGAGCUCGGCCGCCGGCGGGGUGCGAGGCUGCUGUCAUUCUGCAAAAAAGAAAAAUGUUUCAGUAUGGCAAUGUUGGAAAUAAAUGCAAUGCAGAUGAAGCUGGUGAUAUUGGGGAGCUGUGGCUGGGGCAGCACGUGGUCCAAACCUGGAGCUGUAAUCAGGAGCUGACUAACAAAUAUUCCCUGCCUGGUGCUUAUGCAAAGGAGGUCGGCAGGCUGGUGCUGGCUGGGAGUCCAGUGCUGGUUACUCCAGUCAGAUGUGCCUUCUGUGGCCAGAGCACACGUGCAGGCAGCGAGGUGUCAGCGAAGGCAGGGCUAAUUGAAGCCUUCCUUCUACUUCUGAGCAGAAUAAAUGAGCGGGGCUGCCGUGUCCUUGCUGGCUUUAAUUCAGGAAGCUUCUCUUCAGAAGAACUCGUUGUGUCGGAGCAGAGGCCUUUAAUUGCAGUGGCAGUAAACUCAGACAGUGUUUCCAUUUCCACAGAAACAGAGGACGCCUUUAGCUUUUUGAUGCCCUGCUUGUUUUCAUUUGCACUUUCCUCAAUAUCCUCCUGGUUCUCCUUUGCACAGGAUGCCAUUAUUCCCUAUAAGGAAAUCCUCCAGAUGUAUUGGGAAAAAGUGACAAGCUUUGUGAACGCCCGGUGUGAUGGACUUGAACCCUGGCAGCUCAUUGGGUUGACCUUUUCUUCCACACUUGCAAGUGUGUGGCUGCAUGGCUUCCUCUGCCAGCCUGAGAGUUUGACAUCCCGAACUAAAAAACAGUUCUUUAAACUGCUGAGAAAAAUGCCAUUUGUUGGGGCUAUAAUUCAAAAGAAGAUUGAGAAAGCCUUGAAUGAUGUCACUUCCAGUUUAUCCUUCCUGAAAGAUGAAAAGGAUUAUAUCAAAGCACUGCCAGAACAAGGCAUGAGCCAGCCUGAAGUGCUGCAGAAGAUGAAAGAGUACAGCUCGAAAGGAGACGUACGCUGGCAGGAUGGGAAAGUCUCUGGGACUGUGUAUAGUGGUGAAGAGAAACUCACUCACCUGCUGGUGAAGGUGUACGAAGAGUUUGCCUGGAGUAAUCCUCUCCACCCGGAUAUAUUCCCUGGUCUGAGGAAGAUGGAAGCAGAAGUAGUGAGGAUUGCCUGUACACUCUUCCACGGGGGCCCCAACUCUUGUGGUGCUAUGACAUCUGGGGGGACUGAGAGCAUCCUGAUGGCCUGCAAGGCAUACAGAGACCUGGCUUAUGAGAGAGGCAUCAAACAGCCAGAAAUGUUGGUCCCAGUGAGUGCCCAUGCAGCCUUUGACAAGGCAGCACACUACUUUGGGAUGAAGCUGAUCCAAAUACCACUGACCAAGGCUAUGGAAGUGGAUGUUCAGGCAAUGAGGAGAGCUAUCUCGAGGAACACAGCCAUGCUGGUCUGUUCUGCUCCCCAGUUCCCACAUGGAAUUAUGGACCCCAUUGAAGAGGUGGCAGAGCUUGCAGUGAAGUACAAAAUCCCCUUCCAUGUGGACGCCUGCCUGGGUGGAUUCCUUAUUGCUUUCAUGGACAAGGCAGGGUUCCCCCUAAAGCGUCCCUUUGACUUCCGUGUGGAAGGUGUGACCAGCAUUUCUGCUGACACCCACAAGUAUGGCUAUGCUCCCAAGGGCUCCUCGGUGGUGCUCUACAGUGACAAGGAGUACAGGAAGUACCAAUUCUUCAUAGCCCCGGACUGGCAAGGGGGAAUUUAUGCCUCCCCCUCUGUGGCAGGCUCCAGGCCUGGUGGGAUCAUAGCUGCAUGUUGGGCAACCCUGCUGCACAUCGGAGAGUCAGGCUAUGUUGAGGCUACGAAGAGGAUCAUUAAAACAGCUCGAUUCCUCGAAUCUGAGUUGAGAAAAAUUGACAGCAUCUUCAUUUUCGGGAAGCCAGAGGUGUCUGUCCUCUCCCUUGGCUCGGACACUUUUGACAUCUAUCGAUUAUCUAAUUUUCUAGCUGCAAAAGGAUGGAACUUGAAUGUCCUACAGUUCCCACCAAGCAUCCAUCUCUGCAUCACGCAGCUGCACACGAAGCCCGGUGUUGCUGAGGAGUUCCUGAAGGAUGUCAGGGACAGCAUCCAGGACAUCAUGAGGGACCUCAACGCCAAGACCACCGGCAUGGGAGCCAUCUAUGGAAUGGCACAGUCGGUCCCGGACAGGAGCCUGGUAGCGGAGAUUUCCCAGGCCUACCUGGAUGGCCUCUACAGCACGGAUGUUCCCAGCAGUGAAAGGCACAUGAACGGCUCUCCUGGCCACCACUGA